AUGUCCGACGACGAACGAUCGCCGCUGCUGGCGGAGGCGUCAUCGUCAUCAAAGAACAAGGGCGCAGAGCGCCAUUCUGGAGAGACAACGCCGCUUCUCUCCAGCACUGCUGAGACACCGAGAUAUGAUGGAGAGCAUGAUGACCCCAAUACUGCUGGGUCUAUCAGGUCGCGUCACAGCCAAACACCAUCGACACAUCCACCGAACGAACAGAAGUCGCGGAGAUGGCCAUCCGCCAUUGCCAUGGGCAUCCUCGGCCUUAUAGUGGUGGCAAUCAUUGCACUUGCUUUCAUUGUACCAGACGCUGUGCAGGAGUACGCACAACAGGCAGCAGUUCUGGAACCUACAAAUCUGUCUCUUGAUUCCAUCACCACCGACGGCGUUAAGGCAAGAAUACAGGCCAAAUUCAGACUUGAUGGCUCUCGUGUGCAGAACGACCAUGUGAGGAGGAUCGGCAUGGCUACUACAUGGAUUGCCAAUUCGAUAGGGACUGAGGAGACCAAAGUGGCAGUGUCAUUGCCCGAGUAUAACGAUGCUCUGUUGGGGACUGCAGUUGUACCGCCCUUGACUAUCAACCUGCGCGAAGGAUACACCACUGAUCUCGACUUCGUUACCGAGAUAUCUCCUGGUGAUGUAGAGGGAAUCCGCUCCAUCGCCAACGAGUGGCUCGAGGGCCGCCUAGACAGACUACGCCUCAAGGGUGCGACCGAUCUCACACUAAAGUCCGGAAUCAUACCCCUUGGAACUCACAACAUUGUCGAAUCCAUGGUUUUUGAAGCCAACAAGAUUCCUGCGAUGCCCGCAUACAAUAUCACCCGACUCAAUGUAAAGGAUGUUCCCUCGCCCGGUGACAAGAUAUCGAUGGUUGCAGAGGUAGCUCUCAGCGCCUACAAUGAGUACCCUGUCGAGCUAGAUGUCCCCGAGCUCGCGUUUGACAUUCUCGUGCCCGGCUGCGACGACGAUCAGUACAUUAUCGUUGCCGAUGCUGUGACAAGUGAAGUAUUCGUCAAACCCCGUGCUGAUGUGGAAGUCGAGGUGCAUGGCUUGAUUCGCGAGCUGCCAGAGUCACUCACGCAUGUGUGUCCAAACACAAAUUCUUCACCCCUGGAUCUGCUGCUCAAGCAGUACAUGCAUGGCGAGCCCGCAACCUUAUUUGUCCGCGGCAGCAGCCAACCCGAUGGCAGCACACCGCCCUGGAUUGCCGACAUACUGUCAAGUGUAACACUUCCAGUUCCAUUCCCGGGAAGAUCACUUGACGGUUUAUUGCGAAACUUUUCUCUCACUGAUGUGCAUUUCACGCUACCGGACCCAUGGGCAGAUGAGGGAGACCCCAAUGCGAAUCCCAAGGUCUCCGGCAACGUUCUUGUCACUGCUGGUCUUCCGGCAGAAAUGAACUUUGGUGUCAAUGUUACCCGAGUGAGGGCAGCUGCUGACGUGUUUUACAAGUCGAAGAAACUUGGAGAGCUGAACCUCAAGAAAUGGCAACACGCAAAUUCCACCAAAGUUGACGGAAAGAGCGGCGAGGAAGCAACACUGAAGAUCCAGUCACGCAUCAACGACGCACCUCUCAAUGUCACUGAUGCGGACGUGUUCAGCGAAGUUGUUCAAACGCUCAUGUUUGGCGGAAAACCUAUACAACUGGACAUUAAAGCUGCUGUCGAUGUCAAAGUGGUGACAGCUCUGGGCCAAUUGAUUAUCAAGGAUGUUCCGGCGGAGGGCAAAAUUCCAGUAAAACCCUUGUCUGGCGGCAAGGACUCGCUGGCACAGCUCGUGCCCAAAGUUAGGUCUCUGAAGAUACUCGAUACAUCGGCAACUUCCAUCACACUCCAGGCAUUGGUUAAUAUCACCAAUCCUACCCCAUAUACCGCAAGCGUCCCAUAUUUUGAUGUCCACGUCAUGAGUAAUAAUACUGUCCUUGGUCGUGCGACUGUCGAGCAUGUCGAUGUGGUUAAGGGAGUGAACUCUGAAAUAUUGGUCACUGCCAAGUGGGAACCUAGCGCAAGUGGCAGUCAUGGUCGACAUGUUGGACGGGAGCUUGUCUCUCAAUAUCUUUCUGGAUACAACACGACCAUUACUGUUAAGCCACACCGGAAAAGCAUCCCAGGUCAAGACAUUCUUUCCGAAAUACUCUCCAGGUUUAACGUUACUGUUCCCACGCCCAAGCUCGAUCUCCCAGGCGACACACCUGACGAAAGGUCUCACUUUAUCAGAGAUGCGACAUUCCACUUUUUAUCAUCAACAGCGACAUUUACACUCGUUUCACCACUACACUACAAUACUGUUUAUAUUGACUUUGUUAAUGCAACCGCGUUAUAUAACCAUACGGAAACAAUUGGAAAGAUUAUACAUGAGCUUCCUUUCCAGGCACCACCGGGCAAAUCGACGACCCCAAGGCUACCAGUGGAGUGGUCGGUUGGAUCCGUCGGAUACGAUGCGGUCAGGAAGGCGCUCGGAGGCAGGCUAAAGCUUGAUGCUCACGCCAUAGUUGAUAUCAGAUUGGGCAAUUGGAAGGAGGAGUUCUGGUAUCGAGGUCAAGGCAUUGGUGCCAGUGUGCAGCUUUGA
This is a messenger RNA of Pestalotiopsis fici W106-1, 2562 nucleotides long. RefSeq lists its product as uncharacterized. Gene Ontology annotation, cellular component: fungal-type vacuole membrane. The record is from RefSeq and is a predicted model, not a curated record. The coding region runs from base 1 to 2562 and encodes 853 amino acids. NCBI's taxonomy places the organism in Eukaryota, Fungi, Ascomycota, Sordariomycetes, Amphisphaeriales, Sporocadaceae. The transcript has 3 exons.